This is a messenger RNA of Clarias gariepinus (North African catfish), 2319 nucleotides long. Its product is annotated as aerolysin-like protein. NCBI's taxonomy places the organism in Eukaryota, Metazoa, Chordata, Actinopteri, Siluriformes, Clariidae. The record is from RefSeq and is a predicted model, not a curated record. The transcript has 2 exons. Bases 69 to 1064 code for a protein of 331 amino acids.
CGGACACGGAGCUCCAGUGUCACAUGUAACAUCACUACUUAAUUCUCGCUUCUGUUAAACACAAGAUCAUGUCCUACCUGGCAGAUGUGGUUGUAGUUGGUGGGGAAGGAGGAGGCCCUUUUGAAUUUAAUGGCACUGAAAAUGGAUCAACAUUGAAAAAGUUCUGGGUGUGGCUCGGUGACUGGCAGGUGAAGGCCAUGAAGUUUAGCCUUACUGAUGGCCAGUCCAAGCAGUUUGGGAUACCUGAUGGGGAAGCUACAGAAUUUAUAUUUGAGGAUGGAGAGCAUUUCUCCUCCCUUUCACUAUGGGCAAGUGGAAAUGGAACGCGUCUAGCUGCCAUCAAAUUCAAGACAACUCAUUCCCGGGAGUUCUAUGUACGCAUGAAAAAAUGGGUUUUGUACCCAGAAGUUCCAGUUGAUGUUGCCUCUGGGAUCUGCAUGGGAAUCAAAGGACGUUCAGGCUUGGAUAUUGAUUGCUUGGGCUUCAUGUUUGUUAACACAAUCAAGUCUACUAAGCUUACAGAUGUUGUGUAUCCUACACUUAAUGAAGUGAUGCCCAAAGUGAAUUUCAGGGAACUCAAAUUAAUGACCUACCAGAAUAACACCAGUAUAACUAAAGAAUAUAAAAUUGAAACCUCAGAAAAAAUCAUCCAGAAAUCCUCCUGGUCAGUUACCGGCAAACUGGAAGUCACAUUCAGCCUAGAAGUGAAUGCAGGAAUCCCACUGAUUGCAAAGAGCAAUUCAAAUAAUCAAUUUGAACUUGGAGUUGCGGGUUCAUAUGCUUCGGAGACCAGUAAAGAGAAAAUGGAGCUUUACUCGUUUCCUGUUAAAGUCUCUCCAUAUAAAACCAUGGAUGCGGUCAUCACACUUGGUGAGGCUACAGUUGAUCUCCCCAUCAAUGGCAAAGUCACAAUUACAUGUCAUAAUGGGGGUGUGCUGGAGUUUAAAACCAGUGGAACCUACAAGGGUGUCACUUACACUACUGGAAACGUAGCUGUGAAUGAAUCAACCAAAACCCUCAGUGGGUCCUCAGAAUCUGCAAAGUUAAUUGUAAAAAUGUCUUAAGUUCAAUAUAAUGAAUCUCGUCUAUUCAGUCAUUCAAAUCAAUACCUGUUAUUCCUUUGUUUGAUUUCUUUUACAAAAUCUGUAAACCAGUUAAAGCAAUGCAUUUUUACACAUUUUGAUUUAGAAACAUUUUUAAAUACAGUACAUACUACAUAAUGUUAUAUACAUAAUGUUAUUUGAUGCUUUUAGCAUUAGUUUGACUGUAACUUGCUGUAACAAUUUAAUUUGAUUUGAUUGUUUUUUUUCACUAAUUAAGAAGAUUUAAAUCUGUAGGGCACUGUUGGUUCAGUGGUAGGCCCCGGUUUGAUUCCUAGCCAGUGCUCAAACCCCAGCCACUGGAUACACUGCUGGUCCCAAGUCCGGAUAAAAUAGGAGGGUUGCGUCAGGCAGGGCAUCCAGUGUGAAACCUGUGCCAAGCUAGUAUGUGCGGACCGGAUUGUCCACUGUGGCGACCACUUGCUGGGAGCAGCCGAAAGACCAACAUCAACGAGAAGAUUUAAAUCUGUAAAGAUUUCCAGCAAUCAACAAUAAGAUUUAAAUCUGUAAAGAUUCCCAUCCAUAAAAUCAGUCUUAACAGAAUCAGUCUUCAAUUGAUUUAUCUAUCUGACUUAAAAAUUAAGUAGACUAGAAUAACUGUAUUUAGUACAAUGAUGUACAAAAUUGAGUAAAUGUAAUUAAAAUCAGAAGUUAAUGCAAUGAUGAAGUGAAAAUUAGUUAAAUAAUUGAGUAGAUAUAAUUAAACUGCAAGGUAGAAGAAACUGAAAAUUACACUAUUGUUCAACAAACAAAUGUGUUACAAUUACUGAAUAUUUUAACUGAAUUUAAUUCAUACUGCUCUAUCUGUGGGAUCCAUACAAAUGUGUGUGCAGACCUUCUCAGGUCUUAAAGAAGCAAUGACAGUCUAAAUGAAGACAGGACACUGAAUAUCUAUGACCAACAGAACCAUGCUUUACUCGAUAAUGAUCGAAAUUCCUUUUGAUGAUGCGACAAAUGUGUAGAGCUUAAACUGUUAUUCCAUAAGCUGGCACCUAAAAAAGGAAUUAUAGUAUACAAGUAAGUACAAGUGUGACUCUUACUAUAAAGUCUACCAAACUGGUAAAAUAGUACUUUCAUUCAAAUACAUACUUUUUGGACUAAUAUACAUCAUCACACUGAUCUACGAGUGGUGUUCAAGUCAAAGCGGGACAUGUAAUGAAUAUUACCUGAAACAAAAACGUAAAAAUUAUUUACGUUUUGAAAUGCUUCCAGUGGAAUG